AUGUUUGAUCAUAGUUUGAUCGUUCUCAUCACUUGGAUUGUGCUCUAUUACAUUUCAUCUUGUGAUGUUUUGGUCGCCAAUGGUGUCAAACUAGAGCAAAAGGUUCCUAAGAAGCUCCAUUUUGUUUUAGUUCAUGGAGCUGGCCAUGGUGCCUGGUGUUGGUACAAAGUCACACACAAGCUGGAACAAGAGGGCCACAGGGUGGAGGCUGUGGAUUUAACCAGCGCUGGGACCAACGGCGUGGAUGCAAAAACCGUCGGUAACCUGGAGACUUACUCGGUCCCUUUGAUCGAAUUGCUCGAGUCUUUGCCAGCAAACGUCAAGGUGAUCUUGGUCGGACAUAGUUUAGGGGGCAUUUCUCUUACAUAUGCUAUGGAAAGAUUCCCCCAGAAAAUCUCUGGAGCUGUUUACAUUACUGCUAUUAUGCUCCCUAGCAAUGGAUCUCAAGCCCUUAGCAUUUACAACAAGAUCGCGCAAGGACUUGGAGACAAAUUCAUACUUUCGUUUAGAAAUGGCUCUGUUACUGCUGGCUCAUUUAAGCCCGAGCAUGCCCGAGAAAUGCUAUACCAGAGAUCUCCUCCACAGGACUUUGUUCUUGCCAAGUCGAUACUAAAACCAUUCCCAUACUUUGAUCCCACUGUGAGCUUCACUGUUGCAAACUAUGGCAAAGUUCCUCGCUAUUACAUCAAAGCUAAGAAGGACAAAACCAUUCCACUGGAAAUCCAGGAGGAGAUGAUCAAGCAGACCCCUCCACUCAAGGUUUUGGAGCUCAAUUCAGAUCAUUCCCCAUUUUUCUCCAUGCCCAAUGCGUCUAACGGUCAUAUUGUGAAGAAGCGAUGGCGAUGGCGAUCGAAGGAGGACGAUCGCAUCUGUGAGGUACUAGAGGUCCAUUUCUCUCCUUUUGGAGAAUCAGGAUAUAUGUGUCUGCGAAUCAGGGUAACGUAG
Molecule: messenger RNA, 945 nt
Organism: Selaginella moellendorffii
Lineage: Eukaryota; Viridiplantae; Streptophyta; Lycopodiopsida; Selaginellales; Selaginellaceae
Product: methylesterase 3-like
Exons: 5
Coding region: 1-945 (314 amino acids)
Biological process (GO): salicylic acid metabolic process; jasmonic acid metabolic process
Molecular function (GO): methyl jasmonate esterase activity; methyl salicylate esterase activity; methyl indole-3-acetate esterase activity
Source: RefSeq, a predicted model, not a curated record